AUGGGUAGCGAAGAGACAGUGUUCAUCCAUUCUCUUUGCAGAGGUGUGGAAACUGCUGCUGUACCUCCAGUCCAGUCUCCAGUUUCCUUUGAGGAGGUGUCCGUGCAUUUCACUGUGGCAGAGUGGGCCCUGCUGGAUCCAGACCAAAGAGAUCUCUACAAGGAGGUCAUGCUGGAGAACUAUGGGAGCGUGGCCUCUCAAAUACAUCAAAGAACACAUAAAGGAGAGAAACUGCAUAGCUGCUCAGAUUGUGGCAAGAUCUUCUCACAGAAAUCACACCUUCUUGUGCACCAAAGAGUACACACAGGAGAGAAAACUUUUGAAUGCUCAGUGUGUGGAAAGAGAUUCAGUCGCAGUGGCAAUCUUCAAAGGCAUCAAAGAACCCACACGGGGGAGAAACCUUUUGAAUGCUCAGUGUGUGGAAAGAGAUUCAGUCGCAGUGGCCAUCUUCAUACACAUCUAAGAACCCACACAGGGGAGAAACCUUUUGAAUGCUCAGAGUGUGGAAAGAGAUUCAGUCACAGUGGCCAUCUUCAUACACAUCUAAGAACCCACACAGGGGAGAAACCUUUUGAAUGCUCAGAGUGUGGAAAGAGAUUCAGACACAGUGGCAGUCUUCAACAGCAUCAAAGAACCCACACAGGGGAGAAACCUUUUGAAUGCUCAGAGUGUGGAAAGAGAUUCAGUCAGAGUGGCAGUCUUCAACAGCAUCAAAGAACCCACACAGGGGAGAAACCUUUUGAAUGCUCAGAGUGUGGAAAGAGAUUCAGUCGCAGUGGCGGUCUUCAAGAGCAUCAAAGAACCCACACAGGGGAGAAACCUUUUGAAUGCUCAGAGUGUGGAAAGAGAUUCAGUCGCAAUGGCGAUCUUCAACUGCAUCAAAGAACCCACACAGGGGAGAAACCUUUUGAAUGCUCAGAGUGUGGAAAGAAAUUCAGACACAGUGGCACUUUUCAACUGCAUCAAAGAACCCACACAGGGGAGAAACCUUUUGAAUGCUCAGAGUGUGGAAAGAGAUUCAGUCAGAGUGGCAGUCUUCAACAGCAUCAAAGAACCCACACAGGGGAGAAACCUUUUGAAUGCUCAGAGUGUGGAAAGAGAUUCAGUCACAGUGGCCAUCUUCAACUGCAUCAGAGAACCCACACAGGGGAGAAACCUUUUGAAUGCUCAGAGUGUGGAAAGAGAUUCAGUAGCAGUGGUGAUCUUCAACUGCAUCAAAGAACCCACACAGGGGAGAAACCUUUUGAAUGCUCAGAGUGUGGAAAGAGAUUCAGACACAGUGGCCAUCUUCAUACGCAUUUAAGAACCCACACGGGGGAGAAACCUUUUGAAUGCUCAGAGUGUGGAAAGAGAUUCAGUCGCAGUGGCCAUCUUCAAAGGCAUCAAAGAACCCACACAGAGGAGAAACCUUGUGAAUGCUCAGAGUGUGGAAAGAGAUUCAGUCACAGUAGCACUCUUCAACAGCAUCAAAGAACCCACACAAGGGAGAAACCUUUUGAAUGCUCAGAUUGUGGAAAGAGAUUCAGUCACAGUAGCACUCUUCAACAGCAUCAAAGAACCCACACAGGGGAGAAACCUUUUGAAUGCUCAGAGUGUGGAAAGAGAUUCAGUCAGAAUGGCACUCUUCAACAGCAUCAAAAAACCCACACAGGAGAGAAACCUUUUGAAUGCUCAGAGUGUGGAAAGAAAUUCCGUGGCAAUAGCCAUCUUCAUAUGCAUCUAAGAACCCACACAGGGGAGAAACCUUUUAAAUGCUCAGAGUGUGGAAAGAGAUUCAGUCAGAGAGGCAGUCUUCAACAGCAUCAAAGAACACACACAGAGGAAAAUCGUUUUUGA
Molecule: messenger RNA, 1836 nt
Organism: Euleptes europaea (tarantolino)
Lineage: Eukaryota; Metazoa; Chordata; Lepidosauria; Squamata; Sphaerodactylidae
Product: gastrula zinc finger protein XlCGF57.1-like
Exons: 6
Coding region: 1-1836 (611 amino acids)
Biological process (GO): central nervous system development; regulation of transcription by RNA polymerase II
Cellular component (GO): nucleus
Molecular function (GO): DNA-binding transcription factor activity, RNA polymerase II-specific; RNA polymerase II cis-regulatory region sequence-specific DNA binding
Source: RefSeq, a predicted model, not a curated record